GUCACCGAAAGCCCUGGUACACUGCAAGGAUAGCUUAACGGGAAAAUAGCGGUGGAUGUUACGUAAGUUUCAGGAAAAUAUUUUGUGGUAGAGUUGCUGUCGCAGUAGGAAAGUUUUCUGUGUCAUUCAGUCGUUUCUAUCUAGUCCUACAUAUCACAGACCCAUCCAUUAUGUCUAACUUUAUGACUGAAAUGUUGCCUAAUUAGCUUGGCAGCUAUUUUUUCUAAACAGUCAAAUUGUACGUUAUCCAACUGUGUUGCCAGUAUACAAUUCAACCAGUGGCAGGUCAAUGUAUAGCCUAAACUGCAACUGCUGGUAUAACCUUAAGGUGUUGUCUAACUUCGAGUGUGACAUUUGGGAUGAGCCUAAAUCAGCUGGCUUUCUGAAGAUGCACUGCUGAAUGUUAACAAAUAGCCACACUAUACGGUUUUUCUUGGAUGUUGAAUAUCUCACUACACACUAAUUAAUAACUUGACAGCAAACUCGGUAAAAUAAAUGUACAGGGCCAGUCUUGUUUUUUACAUGCUGAUUAAUGGAAAGCUUCCACGUUGUCAGGGUAACGGUAUGUCUGACCAACCACGCAGUUAUGUGUGCGUCACGUGGUUGCCGUCUAAAGUCCCGUAUGCUCAAAAUAAGGCGAAAGUACACCAACGUGCACAGGGAAACGAAUGAACUUUUCUUUGUUUCUUUUUUCUGUAGUAAGUCUCCGUAAAGCUCAGAGCUAGUUUCGUGUAUGGGUCAAGGGUAAUGGAACAUGAACGGAUGUGUGAACCUGCUAGUAGAUCGGGCGCACCACUGAGCAGGGAAGCCGCCGAAGAUGUCGGGGAUGUUGGAAGCGAUACCACCUCAACCGCGUCAAGUUACAGUGCCUCCGAUUACUCUGACGAGCUUGAGCCAGAAUGGCUGGACGAGGUGCAGCGGAACGGCGAGCUCUUCUACCUGGAGCUGAGUGAGGGCGAGGAAGAGGAAGCCAGGGCCCGCGCCUCCGCAGCCAAUCAUGUGCGCUUCAGCGAGCAGGAGGCGGAGAUCAUCACAGAGGAAGGACGGCACCGCGCGGGCGGCGCGGCGGCGGUCACGCCGAGACUCAAGCGACUAGCUGGACUCCUGCGCAGAAAAAAGCGCCCUAGAGGAGCACUGAAUCGGGGCGACGGGAGCACCCCACCCUCAAUCCUGAAGAACCAGGCGGGGGGAGCCAGGCAUGCUGGUCAGCAGCAGCAGCAGCAGCAGGUCCUGAAGGACGUGUGCGUCUACCUCAACCCCAAACGGCUGGCCAGCACCCCUCACCCCUCGCCAGAGAGCGGGGGACUGCUGGAAGCCCUGCUGGGGGUGGUGCACCGCGGGGGGCCUGGCACAGGGGCACAGAGGCCUGGCACAGGGGCACAGAGGCCUGGCACAGGGGCACAGAGGCUCACGGUCCACGGGCUCGUGCCCAACAGCCCCGCCAGCAGGAGCGGACACAUCCUCAUCGGUGAUGUCAUUCUGGCGGUGGAUGAUGUGGAGGUCACAUCAGAGAACAUUGAGAGGGUUUUGUCCUGCAUACCUGGCCCCACUCAGGUGAAGCUGACUCUGGAGACGGCGGCCCCUGGCGGCGGCCCGUUAGCGGGGGACGAGGGGGUCCGAGGUGGCGGCUCGCCCGCGGUGUCCCAGCUGGUGCGUCUGCUGUGGGGGGAGGACACGGCUGAGCUGCAGAUGGCCGUCGCCCACAUCCCCCACGCCGUCAUGUACCUGUCCUUACGCUUGGACGCGGAGCCCACGCACGAGGAGCAGGAGAUACUGUACCAGUACCCCGUGUCUGAGGCGUCCGCCCAGCUGAAGGGAGUUAGAGGCAUCUUCCUCACCCUGUGUGACAUGCUGGAGAAUGUCACGGGGGGACAGAUCAUCAGCUCGUCGCUCCUCCUGAGGAAGCAGCUGGUUCACGUGGGCUACUGGAAGGAGGGAGAACACCUGCUGGUGGUCGGCCUACCGUCAGACAGAGUGCCGCUGAUCUACCUGCAGUCGGUGGUGGAGGGAGUGGUGCGCACACUCAGGGUCAUGUACGGAUCACUGGACAGUGCGUUCUGUGAGGCCAACUCUCCGCGCCUGGACCACUUCUUCUGCCUCUUUUUCCAGCAGCUCAUCCAGCCGUCCCGCUUGAUUGACAGCCCCACGUCCCCGCCCCCGGCCCCGGCCCCGCCCCCGACCCCAGACGUCUCGGGGACCCUCUUCCUGGACAGCCUGCCUGCCGUGCGCUGGCUCACUCUCCCCCCGGAGAUCAAGGUGGAGGUGGACACGGUGCUGUCGGACUUUGAAGCGGCUGAUUUUGGAGACAUGUCGGAGGACUUCUAUGGCAUGAGGCGUCUCUAUGUCACCCUGGGCUCCUGUCUCUUCUACAAGGGCUAUCUGAUAGCGAACCACCUUCCCAAGGAGGACCUGCGUGACGUGUGCCUGUACUGCCAGCACUACAGCCUGCUGCCCCUGGCCAGCCACCAGCGCGUGGGCCAGCUGGUCAUCUGGAGGGAGGUGUUCCCCCAGAGACGAGCGCUGCACUCCCCACUGCUGGGCUACGCAGAGCCCCAGGGCCGAUACUUCCUGCUCAUCGUGGGCCUGAGGCACCUGAUGCAGUGUGUGUUGCUGGAGGCGGGAGGCUGUGGGUCUCCAGUAGAGGGCGCUGUGGGGCCUGACUGCGUGUACGUGGACCAGGUGAAGGCCACGCUGCUGCAGCUGGAAGGCCUGGAGGCGGGCAUGGAGGAGCGGCUCAACGCCCCGCCCGCGCCCUGCCUCUCCUGCGCCGACUGGUUCCUGCCCGCGGGGGCGGGGUUGGCCGGAGGCCAGGCCGCCCGGGACCGCCUCCCGUCCAUCAGCCGAUUGGCCAACGCGCUAAGACCCCUCCCCCCGCGCGCCCGCAGGCCGAGCCCCCAGCGGAGCCUGUCCGACAGCGGCAGCGAGGGCGGGCACGGGGAAGGGGGCGGCACCGUGAUGCCCCACAGCCCCAGCUCCACGCCGGACUCGGCCCGCAAGAUGCCCCCCGCCACCUCCUCGUCCGCGUUCGCCCGCCGGGACUCUCUGGGCUCGGGGGGGUCCGAUGGGAGCGGCGGGAGUGGCAGCCUCUUCAGGAUCCCCAGACUGAAGCACCCAAACCCCUUCUACCUGGGCUCGCUGAGGAAGAGCCUGACUGAGCGAGAGACAGAGGAGAUGAACAGCACACUAAAGCUGUCAUCGGGCCUAGAGAACACCCUCUUCCACUACGUGCUGAUGGAGAGUGUCCAGGGUGUGUUCAUCGCCCCGACGCACCGCGACAUGGCCCAGCUCAGCGGCUCCAUCCACCCACAGCUCAUCCGCAACUUCCACCACUGCUGCCUGUCCAUCAGAGCAGCCUUCCAGCAGAGCCUGCCGCCCAGGGAGAGGCGGGGCAUGUCACGACAGCAUGGUGGUUUGGGCCCAGUGAAAGAGCACGGGGUUCUGUUCCAGUGUAAACCUGAAAACUGGACCGACCAGAAGAGACCAGCACCCACCAUGACAUACUGGGUUAUUGGGCGCAUGCUCCUUGAACCCAUCCCUCAGGAGUUCUACGUGUGUUUCCAUGACUCCGUACCCGAGGUUCCUGUGGAGAUGGCCUUCAGACUAUCCUUUGGCCUUGCCUUAUGAUACACACACACACACACACACACACUCACACACACACUCGCACACACACACACAC
Messenger RNA from Clupea harengus (Atlantic herring), 3679 nucleotides. RefSeq names its product inturned planar cell polarity protein (gene intu). Lineage: Eukaryota; Metazoa; Chordata; Actinopteri; Clupeiformes; Clupeidae. The record is from RefSeq and is a predicted model, not a curated record. The coding region runs from base 748 to 3624 and encodes 958 amino acids. Gene Ontology annotation, cellular component: cytoplasm; cilium. Gene Ontology annotation, molecular function: protein binding. The transcript has 17 exons. Gene Ontology annotation, biological process: establishment of planar polarity; vesicle-mediated transport; nervous system development.